CAUAUUUUAACGAUAUUCGCUAUCGCUUGAUCAGCUGUUGUCGUUAACUACUCGAUUACUCGUUAAGUAAACGACGAAUAUUUUGAAGUUGUUAGCGGCAUCGACAAAAGAAAAUUUGAUAUUUCAUUUGAGUUAAAAUAAAAUAAUAUAGAUCGCGAAUUUACUUAAGUAAUAUAUAAAAGAAAAACUUUUUGUUAAAAAUGGCAUUUGAGUAUUUGGCAUACGUUUUAUCCCAAGAUGAGGAGAUAAUAAGCUCUUCAUCAGUGGAUAGACGUUUGCUUCGAGAAGUGGACAACCCUUUCGACUUGGCUGCAACUGAGUUUCGUAACCUUUACCGAUUAACCCCAGACUUGGUUGAAGAUAUUGUUUCCCAGCUUGAUAGCCAAUUAAGGGGUCGAAGAAUAACUGCGAUAACGACAGAGAAACAGGUUCUAACUGCCUUGCGAUUCUUCGCAACUGGCUGUUAUCAACGUCCAGUCGGAGAGCAAUGGGGGAUAUCCAUGAGCCAGUCGUCCGUAAGUCGCUGUAUACAUCGCGUAACGGAUGCAAUAAACCGCACCAUGUUUUUGGCAAAGGUUAGGUUUCCAAUGACCCAAAUAGAGCGGCAAGCUGCAAAAGAAAUUUUCGCCUCAGCAUCCGCACCAUUUGUAGGAGGUACUAUUGGGGCUAUCGAUUGCACUCAUGUGUCAAUCAUGAGCCCAAAGCAUCAUGAAGAAGCGUAUGUCAACCACCAUGGAUACCAUUCUAUCAAUGUGCAAAUGAUAUGUGAUCCAAAUCUAAAGAUUUUGGCUGUCAAUGCUAAAUACCCAGGAGCGCGACACGAUUCAUUUAUUUGGAGCUCCUCUGCAGUCCGGAGAGUUAUGCAGCGAAGUUUUGAAAAUGGAAACCAUAACGUGUUUUUGAUUGGUGACUCAGGAUAUCCUUUGGAGCCGUGGUUGAUGACUCCUCUACCAAACCAACCAGAAGGGUGUCCUAAAUUCCGCUACAAUGAGGCAUUGUGCAAAGCUCGAAACCCAGUCGAGAGACUUUUUGGCGUUCUCAAAGGAACUUGGCGAUGCUUAUCUCAGCAAAGGACUCUUUUGUAUGAUCCUGGAUUUACUGGAAAAGUAGUAAAUGCUUGCACAGUGUUGCAUAACUUGCGAUUGGGUGACCAAACAUACGAUCCCGAGACUGAGUUCCUAGAGCCAAGGACACAUAGCAGUAAUGUAAAUCAAGACGCGCCGUCUUCAACAGCAAAACGCGUCCAAGACCGGCUAAUUGCAAAUUAUUUUACAUGAAUAAAACGUUGAUUAAUAAAAAUUCAGAAGGAGUACAAUAAA
Molecule: messenger RNA, 1319 nt
Organism: Rhagoletis zephyria (snowberry fruit fly)
Lineage: Eukaryota; Metazoa; Arthropoda; Insecta; Diptera; Tephritidae
Product: putative nuclease HARBI1
Source: RefSeq, a predicted model, not a curated record